Messenger RNA from Desarmillaria tabescens, 2780 nucleotides. Its product is annotated as oligosaccharyl transferase STT3 subunit. Gene Ontology annotation, cellular component: membrane. Gene Ontology annotation, biological process: post-translational protein modification. The record is from RefSeq and is a predicted model, not a curated record. Gene Ontology annotation, molecular function: dolichyl-diphosphooligosaccharide-protein glycotransferase activity. Bases 67 to 2340 code for a protein of 757 amino acids. Lineage: Eukaryota; Fungi; Basidiomycota; Agaricomycetes; Agaricales; Physalacriaceae. The transcript has 11 exons.
UUACACUCACCUCGACCUCCUCCUCGACUCUCUUCCAGGCCCACAACGAGCAAAUUAUAACUGGCCAUGCCUGCGGCCUAUCCGCUCCCUACAAAUGUCUCGCCAGCGACGGUCGCCAAUACCGCAUCCCUGCUGCGCAUUAUCGCUCUGGCUCUCAUAUCUGGCGCUGCUAUUGCUUCUCGAUUAUUCGCUGUGAUAAACUUUGAGAGUAUCAUACACGAAUUUGAUCCAUGGUUCAACUUUCGUGCUACGAAGGUAUUAGCAUCCGAAGGAUUCUAUGCAUUUUACAACUGGUUUGAUGCAAGCGCCUGGUAUCCAUUAGGUCGUGUCGUUGGUGGAACCGUCUAUCCUGGGCUCAUGGCAACGAGCGGCGUCAUCUACAACAUCUUACAUGCUCUCAACCUCCCGGUAGAUAUACGAAACAUUUGCGUGCUGCUAGCGCCAGGAUUCAGUGCUCUGACUGCUUGGGCGACCUACAUGUUUACCAAAGAGAUGAAAGACGCCAGCGCAGGCUUGCUGGCCGCAGCAUUCAUCGGCAUUGUUCCUGGCUACAUCUCCCGUUCUGUUGCAGGAUCCUACGACAAUGAAGCCAUCGCAAUCUUCCUGCUCAUGUUCACGUUCUUCUGCUGGAUCAAAGCCUUAAAACUUGGUAGUGCGCUGUUCGGCACAGUCGCCGCGAUAUUCUACUUCUAUAUGGUCGCCGCCUGGGGUGGUUACGUCUUCAUCACCAACAUGAUACCUCUCCACGCCCUAGUGUUGAUACUGAUGGGACGUUUCACUAGCCGUCUCUAUGUCGCCUAUUCAUCCUGGUAUGCAAUCGGAACACUUGCGAGCAUGCAAGUUCCUUUUGUUGGUUUUCAGCCUGUGCGGACGAGUGAACAUAUGGCAGCCCUUGGUGUCUUCGGACUCCUCCAGAUUGUUGCUUUUGCUCAACUAGUCCGAUCACAUCUAUCCUCGAAACAGUUCCAAAAUCUUUUAUUCUAUUCGGUUGUAACGACGGGAAUUCUAGGAACCCUUGCAUUUGUGGGCUUAACUUAUGCAGGUUGGAUUGCACCAUGGACCGGUCGCUUCUACUCCCUCUGGGACACGGGAUACGCGAAGAAAUAUAUCCCUAUCAUCGCUUCGGUUUCAGAGCAUCAGCCAACUGCUUGGCCUUCAUUCUUCAUGGAUCUCCAGUUGCUCAUCUUCCUCUUUCCCGCCGGUGUUGUCCUGUGUUUCCGUGAACUGCGCGACGAACAUGUCUUCGUCAUCAUCUACGCCGUGAUGGCCAGCUAUUUCGCGGGAGUGAUGGUUCGUCUGAUGCUUACUCUUACGCCUUGCGUGUGUGUGGCUUCUGCAGUGGCCUUCUCCUCAUUACUAGACACCUACAUCGACCCUGCCGAGCCAGACGUCUCUCAAAAUGCACAGAAUGACGGUGAGACCACUCUCAACGACGUCGUCGCUGCCGUUACGGCCCAUACCAAAAAACGUGGGACUCGUUCUGCUCCCAAAGGUAUCUUUGGACUCGACACCCGUAUGAUUAUCAUAUUCAAUGCCUUUGGAAUGCUGGCUUUCUUCGUAUUCCACUGUACAUGGGUGACUUCGAACGCAUACUCUUCACCAUCGGUCGUGCUAGCUUCAAGCAACCCUGAUGGAAGUCAACACAUCAUUGACGAUUACCGUGAGGCGUACUAUUGGCUCAGGCAAAACACGCCGGAGACAGCUGUCGUCAUGAGCUGGUGGGAUUAUGGAUACCAAAUCGCUGGUAUGGCGGACAGGCCAACACUUGUUGAUAACAACACAUGGAAUAACAGUAUGAGAUCCGAUCGCAUAUUGCCACCUGUUGGUAAAGCUAUGUCAAGCCCGGAGGAAAUAGCCUACCCCAUUUUGCGCAAGCAUGACGUGGACUAUGUGUUAAUUAUAUUCGGCGGUCUGAUCGGUUAUUCCGGAGACGACAUCAACAAGUUCCUUUGGAUGGUUCGCAUAGCGCAAGGUGUAUGGCCGGAUGAAAUACAGGAACCGAAUUAUUUCACCCCUCAAGGUGAAUAUAGAAUCGACGAGCGAGCUUCCAAUACCAUGAAGAAUAGUCUGAUGUACAAAAUGAGUUAUCAUCGCUUUGCUGAACUGUUUGGUGGCUCUGGGCAAGCGGUUGACCGAGUGCGAAACCAACAAGUCCCUAAAGUAGGACCGACGUUGGAUUACCUAGAUGAGGCAUUCACUUCGGAGAAUUGGAUAGUCAGAAUUUACCAAGUCAAGAAAGAAGAUGACCUGGGUCGGGAUCUCAAGAGUGCAAACGCAUUCUCUCAGGGUAAAAAGCGCAAGCGUAGUAAACCAGUAUCCAAAAGGCGUGCUAUCGUGUAAUGAUAUAUUGAAAGGAGACCUUUGGACUUUUCUAGAGUCUACAUUUAAUACGUUGUAGCACGCCAGAAAUUUAAUAUUUCCAUCUUCACAAAGUAGAAGGUGGGUAUGGUCAAUAACUAGAUGUGUGCCUUGUGUCUAUACAUUGUAUCUACAACUGUGACCGGUGACAUUGUGUUCGCAAGAACGAGAGGUAGCGACGGCAUCAUCCUCCAUAUCAGGCUUAAGUUAUUUCUCUGCUGGAGGAAUUAAAACUAACAACCUCCGUAAUCGACUGCGGGAUGACGCUGAAAUCCUUGCGACUUCUCAAAUAUAUCCUAGGCAAUGACAGCAGUAUUUUCGGGGUCACUGCUCCAUGUUAACUGAGGAUGUUCCAGGGCAUCCGCAAUUUCUUGUAAGAUGAAUCCAUGGCAGGAAGCAGGUGUCGUUGAGGCUUGGAGUUU